Molecule: messenger RNA, 1458 nt
Organism: Crotalus tigris (Tiger rattlesnake)
Lineage: Eukaryota; Metazoa; Chordata; Lepidosauria; Squamata; Viperidae
Product: calsyntenin-2-like
Exons: 8
Biological process (GO): positive regulation of synapse assembly; positive regulation of synaptic transmission; homophilic cell-cell adhesion
Cellular component (GO): cell surface; postsynaptic membrane
Molecular function (GO): amyloid-beta binding; kinesin binding; X11-like protein binding
Source: RefSeq, a predicted model, not a curated record
UUGUUAUUUCUUACAGGUGAAAUCUGUGCUUUUAAAAUCCAUGGACAAGAAAUGCCCUUUGAAGCUGUAGUCCUAAACAAGACAUCUGGAGAAGGUCAGCUUCAAGCAAGAAGUCCAAUUGACUGUGAAUUGCAGAAGGAGUACACAUUUAUCAUUCAGGCAUAUGACUGUGGGACAGGGCCUAGUGGAACAAACUGGAAAAAAUCUCACAAAGCUGUGGUCCAUAUCCAAGUAAAAGAUGCUAAUGAAUUUGCACCUGCUUUUAAAGAAGCAUCUUAUAAAGCUACUGUGACAGAAGGAAAGAUCUACGACAGUGUGUUACAGGUAGAAGCCAUGGAUGAAGACUGUUCUCCUCAAUACAGCCAGAUAUGCAAUUAUGAAAUUGUCACAACUGAUGUUCCGUUUGCAAUUGACAGGAAUGGGAAUAUCAGAAAUACUGAAAAUCUCAGUUAUGACAAAGAGCAUCAGUAUGAAAUAAUGGUAACAGCUUUUGACUGUGGGCAGAAACGUGCAACUGAAGAUGUCCUGGUACGUGUUGAAGUUAAGCCUGUGUGUAAACCUGGAUGGCAAGGCUGGAAAAGACAUAUUGAGUACAAGCCUGGUUCGGGGAGCAUACCUUUAUUUCCCAUUAUUCACCUGGAGACUUGUGAUGGACUUGUUUCUUCUAUCCAUGCCACUGUUGAGCUUCAGACCAACUAUAUUGGAAAAGGCUGUGAUCGUGAGACAUAUUCAGAGAAAUCUCUGCAGAAAUUAUGUGGAGCAUCUUCAGGUGCCAUUGACCUGUUACCAAUACACAGUACUACAAAUAACUGGACAGCUGGUCUUCUGAUGGACAGCAAUGACAUGGUUUUUAAAUUUGAUGGAAAGCAAGGUGCCAAAAUUCCUGAUGGAAUAGUACCAAAGAAUCUAACUGAUCACUUUACCAUCACCAUGUGGAUGAAGCAUGGCCCAAGUCCAGGAUUAAGAGCAGAGAAAGAAACUAUUUUGUGUAAUUCUGAUAAGACAGAAAUGAAUCGACACCAUUAUGCACUUUAUGUGCAUAAUUGUCGACUAGUAUUUUUGCUACGGAAAGAUUUUGACCAAGCUGAUACCUUCCGUCCUGCAGAAUUUCACUGGAAGCUUGACCAGAUUUGUGAUAAAGAAUGGCACUACUAUGUUGUCAACAUUGAGUUCCCAGUAGCUACUUUGUAUAUGGAUGGUACAACAUAUGAACCAUAUCUUGUAACUAAUGACUGGCCUAUUCAUCCCUCACACAUAGCAAUGCAACUCACUGUGGGUGCCUGUUGGCAAGGAGGAGAAGUCACAAAGCCCAGAUUUGCUCAGUAUUUCCAUGGCAGUCUUGCCAGUCUUACCAUACGACCAGGCAAAAUUAAGAGUCAGAAAGUGAUUUCCUGCUUGCAGGCUUGCAAGGAAGGUUUGGAUAUUAAUUCCCUGGAGAGUCUUGGCCAAGGAAUAAAG